Xenopus laevis (African clawed frog) is the source of this 2919-nucleotide messenger RNA. RefSeq lists its product as uncharacterized. NCBI's taxonomy places the organism in Eukaryota, Metazoa, Chordata, Amphibia, Anura, Pipidae. The coding region runs from base 28 to 708 and encodes 226 amino acids. The transcript has 4 exons. The record is from RefSeq and is a predicted model, not a curated record.
AGAUGCAUUUUAGUCUAAUCAGAUGGAAUGUCAAAAAGGAGAAAAAAUGAAACAUGGUAUUAUCCUUUAAAUCCUAAACGAAUUUCUCAAAAUAGAAAUGAGAAGGCUUCGGGCUAUCCACACAUCACUAGCAGGAAUGGCAACUAUGGAAACAGCAGGAACUUUGAAAUGGGGUCACUGACCCCAUAUAAAAAAACAAAUUAUGGGGGCGGAGCAAACUGCAGAGCGAGAUGGAAGCAAUGUGAGGGAGCUCCUGUGCUGCAGACUCUAAAGAAGCGUCCGGUCCGCUCACAUAUCAUGGGGAAACACAGAAAACUGAAAGAUCAGAGUGGAGAGGUACAGAAAACACAGAAACAUACCGAAGCACAGCGUCUACUGAAGCAAUUCUUCAUGCCGUCGGACAGUGAGAAAGCUACGGGCGUUUCCAAGAUGGCGUCUCAUCCCGCCAGAGGAUCUGCAACAGAUUCGGAUAGUGAGUCGGUCUCGAAAGAGGGUAAAAAAAACAUGCUCACGGGCCCAGAAGAUCUAUCUACCUUCUGCCAAGUGUGUGGUGAACCAGAUGUUGAAGAAUGGAAACAGUUCUGCCAAUCUCCUUCGGUCCCAGACCUCGUGAGGAAAGAUUCAUGGUCCUUGGUCUCCUCGCCUAAAAACAAAAAAAAGAAGGUUAAACAGACACCGGAAAAGAAGAAAGCUACAACUGACACUUGAUUCAUACUUUGGGACUUUGAACGGCUCCCCAUGAGCCGUUCAAAGUCUAAGUUGUCUCAACUUCAGGACUGGUAUAUUUAAUAUCCUUUUUCUUUUUUAUAUUUUUUCUGUUUUUCAUAUGCUUUGAGAGUUUGCGUUGCGGGACUUCACUUGUCCGUCUGACAGACGGUACUUCCCCCCCCCCAGGGGUACCAACAGGGUAUACCUGACGAAUUUUGACCCUUUUCAGGGAGUCAAUAAGUUUGCCCCAUAAGUUUUACCACUGCUAUUUUUUUUUACUUAUUUUAAGAUGCUGAAAUCUGUGAUGUGGUUUUAUAUUGUUUUCAUUCCUGGAACAAAUGUUGUUUUGCUUGUGUUAACUAUGGGUCGAUUUUUCACGCAACUGUUCGGACAUAGUUGGUUCACUACUUUGAACACGCUUUUACCUAUGUGAUGGCGAAGGUGAUAAAUGUAUGUUCACUCAAUGCUAAUGGGUUGAACUGCCCUGAAAAAAGAAGUAAAAUUAUGAGGGAACUGGUACAUAAUAAGGCAAAUGUGGUUAUGUUGCAAGAAACCCAUUUUAAAGGUACUGACUUUUUCCUUCAAAAAUAUAGGGAUUUCCCCAGAUGGUUUUAUAGUAAUGAUCCACAUAGUAAGAUUAAUGGAGUAGCGCUAAGACUACACAAAUCAUUGGAUUUUCAAUUAAAAGACGAAAUGAAGGAUGUAGAGGGGAGAUAUGUUAUUGUUAAAGGGAUUCUGCAACAAAAGAAAUGCACCUUGGGCUGUCUUUAUUUGCCGAACACCAACCAAGUUAUUUACCUUAUUAAACUCCUGAAUAACACUGAAAACUUUGCAGAGGGAUUAAUUAUCUUGGGAGGGGAUUUGAAUCUCACCCUGAAUCCUGCUAUAGAUAACUCUAAGGGUACUUCAUAUAUACCUUAUUCGGCCUUGAACAAGGCAAAAAAGAAAUUUCAAAAAUGCCACCUAAUUGAUACCUGGAGAUAUACACAUAACUCGGACAAAGACUACACUUUCUACUCCGCAGCUAAGAAUACGUAUUCAAGGAUAGAUUAUAUUUUUGUAUCCCAAUUCCACUUAGAAACAGUGAAAAUGGCUAAGAUACACAAUAUAAUUUGGUCUGACCACGCAAUGACGCAAAUUCAGAUUUCACUCCCUACCCGGCCAACAAUAGCGUGGAGGUGGCGGUUAAAUGAUACUCUAUUGGAUGACCCGAAGUGCAUGACUGAAUUAAAACGAGCAAUAAUAGAAUAUACUGCAAAUAUAAAUAAUGAUGGAACCUCACCAUUAACCUGAUGGUUAGCGCUGAAUGCCUUGUAAGAGGAAUAUUGAUUAAGCAUGGUGCAAGAUUGAAAAGAGAGAGAUAUGCACGCACAAUAUCUCUUUUAGAACGUAUACAUGAACUUGAAUUAGAACAUAAGCACCAACAAACAGAUCAUAUCUUUGCACAACUCACCAAAGCACUUCUGGAUUUACACACACAUACGAAUAACCAAACCAAAUUUUUUCUAUCUAGAAUAUGGCAACAAUAUUAUGAAUUUGGUAACAAACCAGAGAAAUUUUUAGCUAAAGCUUUGAAAAAGAAACAAGCCAAUGCCUUUAUUUGCCAAAUUAAGGACUCCCAAGGUAAAACUCAGAAGACCCCUCAAAAAAUAGCAGAAACAUUUAAACGUUACUAUGAAAAAUUGUAUAAUUUGCAAGAUUCUGAGAAUUUGUGUACACUACAGUACAUUUCUCCGGUCAUUCCUAAAGACAAGUUUCAUAUGCUAACUAGACCAAUUGAUAUCGACGAAAUUGAGGAAUACAUCAAAUCACUAAAACUAAGUAAGGCCCUGGCCCUGACGGAUAUACUGCUACAUUUUACAAACUCAGUAAAGCGGAAAUAAUCCCACUGCUUCUCUCAUUAUUCAACAAUCUUUCACUUGACAACCCCCCCCCCAAUAAAGAAUUCUUACUGGCCCAUGUAUCAGUAAUUCCUAAGGCUGGAAAAGACCAACUGCUAUGCAGUAGUUAUAGGCCUAUCUCCCUACUUAAUUUGGAUCUUAAGAUUUAUGCCAAACUCUUGGCUCAGCGACUGAAACCAUUACUGCCUCAAGUCAUACAUAGAGACCAAGUAGGCUUCGUUCAGGGUAGGGAAGCUAAAGAAAAUACAAAUAAGGUGAUAAAUUGGUUAUUAUGGAGCAAAAGAUUGAAGAUACCCUCCCUACUUUUAUC